AUGCCCGUCGCUAUUGUCACCGGCGCUUCAAGGGGGAUUGGGAGGGCCAUCGCUCUCCGACUUGCCGAGGAUGGCAUGGACGUUGCGAUCAAUGACCUCGAAAAGCAAGCUCCGCUUCUCGAAAAGGUCCGGGAAGCGAUCGAGCAGAAAGGUGUGCAAACCCAAGCCCUGUCAAUCAGACCAAUCUACAUGGCACUCUCAACAUCAUCUUCGAGCUCGUGGUUGAUCGCUGUUGGGUUCCAGGGCGAAAAUGUCUCUGCUUCGUCACCGAUAUCACCAAUGAAAGUCAAGUCCGACAGAUGGUGA
Messenger RNA from Fonsecaea nubica, 306 nucleotides. RefSeq lists its product as hypothetical. The transcript has 2 exons. The record is from RefSeq and is a predicted model, not a curated record. NCBI's taxonomy places the organism in Eukaryota, Fungi, Ascomycota, Eurotiomycetes, Chaetothyriales, Herpotrichiellaceae. The coding region runs from base 1 to 306 and encodes 101 amino acids.